AUGUCCAAACUAAAGAUUCUUAUUCUUAAAUCUUCAUCAGAGGGAUUACAUGAUGCCAUAUCAAAAAGCGAAGAUUUGAACGCAAAAUCCGGACCCUUCGACUGCGUCUUGAUCCAUGGCAAUAUAGUUGAUGAUCUGGACCAUGCUAAGCUAAUCAAAUCGAGCACUCCCAUCUAUUUUUUCAAUGGGCAUCGUGUUCUCACGAACAAACCUGGCUCGAUCAAUGUUAGCGAUAAUGUCGUCUUUCUGAAUGGAUAUGGCAUUUUGAAACUUUUGAAUGGAAUACGUAUUGGAUAUUUGACGGGCGAUGAGAGGUUUUUGAAUCAAAGCGAAAAUGCCCUUCAUGAUGUCCUCAAGAAUUCCGAAAUGGAAGGAAUCGACCUCUUGCUAACGCAUCAAGUGGGCAAACCGUUUGGCCUUGAGACCUCAGAUCAGGUCGUCGAUGAGAUUAUCAAAUCCCUCAAACCAAAAUACCAUUUUGCUUCCUUGAAUUCUGAGACUUUUGUCGAAUGUCCUGCCUUCAGAUGGAAAAACACCGAACUAGUUACAAGAUGCAUUAAGUUAGCGACGUUUGGGUCAGGUAAAAAGUGGGCUUACGCCUUCAAUAUCACUCUCAGCGUGCCAAUGUCAGGGUUAACGCAAGAUAUGCUGGGACCUAAUCCCUACGAAGUGGAUAUAACCCCGAAACGUCGCUUGAGUACUAGCACGCCAACCCAGCAAGGAACGGGUGCCAAAAAAAUUAAGCGAGUUUUACCAGGUGAUUGCAGAUUUUGUCUCAGCAACCCUCAAGUCCAGCAGCAUUUGAUUAUUGCCAUAGGAACGAACGUUUAUAUGACAAUAGCCAAGGGACCAUUGACCGUGCCAAUGGGCAAAAUGAAUUUCUCAGGCCAUUGCCUUCUAAUUUCGGUUAAGCAUGUUUCAAAAUUAUGCUAUAAAGACCAAGAAUGCUCGAAUCUUACUCAAGAUGCCACCUUCAAUGAAAUGGUGCAGUAUGAAAGUGAUGUGGCUGAGAUGAAUUCAAAAAGAUUUGAUACGUGCACUGUUGUCUUUGAAAUCGACUACGAAAACUCAAUUCAUUUCCAUAAACAGGUGAUGCCAGUCCCGCAAUACCUGAUUGGAAAGUUCCUUGCAUCAUUGGAACGACAGGUUCACUUCAACAAUGAAAAAUUCACCAAGAAUGCUAGGCUUUGUUUCCGCGAGUAUAAUUCGGACGAUAAGGAAUAUCUGGAUAUUAUAAAUGACGUCGAGUCGAAUUAUCUCAAAUUCACCGUUUAUGAAUCAAGGAAUGUUUAUAAAAUCUACCUGGCAGUCUUUCAAAAAAAUGAAAGAGUCGAUUUACAAUUUGGUAGGCGUGUUGUGGCUUUUCUACUCAAUUUGUCAAAUAGGGUCAAAUGGGACUCACCAAAUUGUCGCCAAUCGUUGGACGAAGAAAAUAAAGAGGUUUUCGAAUUUCGGAAGACGUUUGUCGAAUUUGACAAGCAUUGA
This is a messenger RNA of Lachancea mirantina, 1485 nucleotides long. The record is from the annotation of a GenBank genome assembly. NCBI's taxonomy places the organism in Eukaryota, Fungi, Ascomycota, Saccharomycetes, Saccharomycetales, Saccharomycetaceae.